AACAGUUCCGAUGUGAGCUCUCUCACCCACCUUUGAGAGGAACUAAAAAGAUAUCUGACAGCAGUUACUGCCCUCCAUCCACAUUCUCCGGGAUAGUCACUGGUUUUCAAUGUUCAGCCUGCUCUUUGUAAUGUUUCUGUGUUGAUUUGGACCAUACAUAUAUGGCGUAUGUGAGCGUCAGUGGAGACUUCUGCCAGGCACAGCACCUCGCCUUCGUGGACAAGUGAAUCGUCCGCCCCCCUCGGGACUACGCUACCCAGAAGCCCCCCUGAAGCCAGCACACUGGGAACCCCUGUCUCCUCCAACAGUCCCCUAGGAUAUCGCGUAGUCCAAGGCCAGAUUGCCCAGCUCUGUCCCCUGAGCGGCCAAUAAGGAAACUGCCUAGUUCUCUUCUACUUGCUGCUUUCUCUCCCAGAAGCCAAUCACAUACCACUCUCCUGAAUGGGCCGUCUCGCCAACAUGAACCGCCCUGCUGCAGUGGAGAUUACCUACGAGGGCAUGAGGUUCCUCAUCACACACAACCCCACCAACGCCACGCUCAACAAGUUCACUGAGGAGCUGAAGAAGUUUGAGGUGAACACGCUGGUGAGAGUGUGUGACGCCACCUACGAUAAGGUCCCAGUGGAGAAGGAGGGAAUCCAAGUUGUGGACUGGCCCUUUGAUGAUGGUGCCCCGCCCCCCACCCAGAUAGUGGAUGACUGGCUGAACCUGCUGAAGACAAAGUUCAGAAACGAGCCUGGCUGCUGUAUCGCCGUGCACUGUGUGGCGGGGCUGGGCCGAGCUCCAGUCCUGGUGGCCUUAGCGCUGAUUGAAACUGGGAUGAAGUAUGAGGAUGCGGUGCAGUUCAUACGACAGAAGAGACGUGGAGCGUUCAACUCCAAGCAGCUUCUUUACCUGGAGAAAUACAGACCCAAGAUGCGUCUGCGGUUCAAGGAUGCCAACGGCCCCAACUGUUGUGUCCAGUAAAGUGUCUGUGUGUGCGGCAUCUCAUCAAGAACACAGCAGCUAGUGGGAACAACAUUAUUCCAACCACGGGGAGAGAAAAUGAGAGAAAGCUGUCAGUAAUUAUUGUGAUUUGUUAACACUGAGACAUGGCUAGUUGAUCACAGAAUCGAUGAAUCAACGAGCAAAUGAUUACAUUUGAAUUAAUGCAAAUCUAGGGGUCCAACCAGCCGAACCAAUGAACAAGAAGGUCAACGCACACAGAUAUAGGCCCGCCUCCAAGAUACCAGGGUCCAAUCAUUUUUUUUUCCCAGCGUUGAAUCAUGGGAUAGCUCUUCCUCUUAUAUAUAUAUAUUAAUUUUUUUUACACGAAAGUUUAACAAUGGUGAGAAAAAAAAUCAACAAAUGUUAAAAUGGUAUCAAUAUUGAUGAUUUGUUUAUUUUUCUAUUAUUAAUUAUAUGAAUUAUGGAUUUGCCCAGGGUUAUGUACCUUUUUUUAGUGUUUGUAAACCCUUCAGCACAUUAGAAGAAAAACAAAAAAUUACUGUCCAUUUGGCUAUUGAUGUAUUUUUGUACAACACAAAAAGUUCCACUGAAAAUGCAGUAAUGUUUUUCUCUCCACCCCACUUGCUUGGAUUCACUUUUUAAUUACGGGGUUGGCUGGGUUUUAAAUAUGUCCGCUGUAUUUAUUCACUGGCUAUAACUAGCAAGGCAGUCUGGAGUUGAGUUGGGGCAAGGACACUUUUCUUUUUUCUUUUUUUGACUUUUUUUUUUUAUAAUUUAAAAAAAAUCUUGCGGGAGUGCAAUAUUCAGUCCACCUCGGAAAAGCCCCCAAACCCCUUAUGACCAUCUCACUCACUCACUCACUCACACACACACACACACACACACAAACACACAAACAAACAGAGCCAGUUUCACAGGAAGGCACUUGGCUAGUCUUACUGUAGGUACUUUUUUCCAUUCACCAAGGCUGCUUACUGGGUUUACAAUAGGACUUCCCUACAAUGACUGCGCAUGCAAACAGAUGCACACACACACAACGAUCUCAACUGUUAAUCCCUGGUCUCACUCUGAAGGAAAAGAGGUGGAAAAGAAAGCAAAUGGUCUGUUUUUUAUCAUCGUACCCAUUUUGAAGACAUCCUCAAUUCCUAUUGGUUUUAAAAUAAAUAAAGAAAUGGAAAUAAGAUUAA
Coregonus clupeaformis (lake whitefish) is the source of this 2135-nucleotide messenger RNA. RefSeq names its product protein tyrosine phosphatase type IVA 2. The record is from RefSeq and is a predicted model, not a curated record. The transcript is spliced from 7 exons. The coding region runs from base 442 to 966 and encodes 174 amino acids. Lineage: Eukaryota; Metazoa; Chordata; Actinopteri; Salmoniformes; Salmonidae. Gene Ontology annotation, molecular function: protein tyrosine phosphatase activity. Gene Ontology annotation, biological process: protein dephosphorylation. Gene Ontology annotation, cellular component: nucleus.